AUGUGUCCGACAGACUCAGCCCAUCAAGCUCAUAGUUCAAUGACGGAAUCAUCAAGAACCCGGAGUGAUUCUCUGGAGGCGUCAAGCUCACAACAAGAGAGGAAGCGUCCGCGGCUAGACUCUGGCCACGACGACAGCCUUCGAUCAGAGGAAGCCUUGACAGACUCUGAUUUUCCAGAAACUGCCCAGGCACUAGAUUCACCCGUCAAGGAAGUGACUGGUGGUGCUUGCCCCACGAACUCAUCGUCUCCUUCCCCUUCCACCAUGGAGCCUUCCUCGAACGGACCUCUGAGUAAGGUCACUAUCAACACUCGCUCCGCUGCAAACAAUGCCAGUGAUGGGGCAAACAGCUCCAUCGAUCAGUUGGAAGGCACCUCAACUGGACAAAAAUCACCUAUUGCAACUAGCACUACCCCUGUGGAAUCAGUAAGCAGCCCCAAUAUGGGCGGGUUACCUCCUGAAACCAUAACUAUCCAUUCUUCGCCAAGCCAAAGUCCAGAAAUUCAGAUUGCGGUCGUCGAAGAUAUCGAUCAAGACCCGGCAGAGACAAAUUGGACCCCUGUUACGAGACUCAACAAUAGUGUCCUCCUUCAUCAACAGGCCACUCCUCACUAUGUUAGCAGAACGUUUCCAUAUGCACAACGGACGCCCGCAGGCUACACACACGAAGUUCUCACCGAGAUGGGCAGGACUUUUGUACAAGGUGGGGAGAGAGAUGGGCUCAUCUUCAUUGAGUUUAAGGACUGGCUGCUCAACUUUCUUGAAGCCUAUCCACAGAUUACCCAGAGAUUAGUGUAUGAGGAGAAGGCCUUUUGGGAAGAACUCCCCGACGCUGUGAAUUGUCUUUUGCGACGAUUGGUUGACGUUCCUCCCGAAGCACGCAUUGCUGACCUGGAGGAAUUCUUUGUCGCGUAUGGUCAGCUCACAAUCCGAUUUCUAGAACUCGACAUCCAGUUGAUGAAUCACUGCCUUGCUUCUGGUACAACCGAAAAGAUUUCGGAACUCUCCUCUAGGCACUACCUGCCUACCCUAGCUCUAGCUCUACAGUACAGAGAAGUCCCGUUCUACACGUCGCUCCACACGAAUCGUGGUUUCAACAUUACUGAACUUGUCUCCACAAUAUGCGACCGGUUGUCCAGCGGCUCGGACGGCCUCCUGCCUAUGUUGACCGUGUUCGUUGAUAGGCUUGGCCAGGUAUUGCCUAGGAAACCCGGAUUUACCACUGUCUUCGUCCAGGCUCUGGCGGUGGCCAAUGCACUGGCUCGAUCUGGCACAGAGCGCGUGUUGUUGCAAGGCGGAGAGCGGUCAGCUCGCUCACCCGUGAUUGAAAAGAUCAACCAGCAGGUGCUUCUAUUUUGUACUAAAGCGGAUGAGCUUUUGCAAAGCGCCAUCUCAAAACAGUCUCCAUGGUUGACAAUAGAAAAUAGUCCCGAUAUCUUGCGUUUCCUGUCACGGGCGUUUCAUGCUGUAUCGGAACAAGAUUCCGAUAUUGCCACCCAGCUGAUAACCUAUGCCUGUGACCGACACCCUGAGGCCGGGCAGAAAGAGCUGCCCGAGAUCAUUGCCUACGCUUGGAAGUUCAGGACCUUACGCAAGUACAUCACCGCCGGACGCAUGGAACUGAGAGUAUAUGGCAUGGACUCGAUGCAGGUCGAUCUGGUCCAGGUUUGGAAGUGCUAUACACAAUACAAUCCCAACAGUCUUAGCGUACCGCUGGUUAGAUACCUGGUCCAGUUCCUUCGGGACACGAGAAUGGUCCAGUAUAUUGUCGGCAUCGACUCUCAUCCUCAACUCAUCACCCGAAGCCCCAACGUUGUUGGAUUUCUUGUGGUGACGGGAACCUAUUGCGACGAGGACUCCGAUAUUAUUUGGCGCACCGUUGAGGAAAGUCAGGAUCCGAGAACUGUCUCGGAGGUUCUCAAUAUGCUGAGAGGCAUCUUUCAUAUGCAGAGCCUUCCCACACUGAUUUAUCUUUGCCACAAACUGCUGCAGUUACCAGUCGAGCGAUAUGACACGAAAAUGAUUGAAUACGCAGGUGCUCUACUACACCACAUCCGUGAGAAUGCUCUCUCUCGAGCUCAGCAAGAAGAGCAUCUUGAGGCAGUCCCUUUCAAGGUCUGUGUGAGGCUGAUUAGGGAUGUCAUCGCAUCGAAGGCCUGUUCGCCUGAUCAGAAACGCAAUCUGCAGAGCUGGGCUGCGGACAAUUUAGUCCGCUUGCUUGCCUUCAAUAUUGACAUCGAAGAUAAACGACGUCUCUGGGAGCAAUGCGUUCGAGACAUCGCGCAGAGGACUCAAUUCGCGAUGGGGAGCAUGCGAGCGCUUCAGGCUUGGCUUGAGGUUCGUCCGGACGUCGAAGUCCCUAAACUGACCAGUGAUUUUGACUUCACACGGUUGCUCAUUGAGGAGCUAGUGGGUUGUUUUGCUCAAAGCCAAGCUGAAGAUUCGACGAGCACCUUCUUGCAGAUACUCCUGCCCACCCAGCUAUACCUACUGGCUCUCGUUGCGCAAUAUGCACCCGAUACUAUCACUGAAGAAUUGACGGAGAAGCUGUGGUGUGACGUCUUAGCAUCCCGGACAGUCGAUAGUAAUCUAAGAGAUAUGGCAUGGGAUGUCUUCAGCAAGGCGGCGACGUGCUGUCCUAAGCCAAAUUCUAUCAUCGAGAGAUUAAUGACGGAUUACCUACCACGAAUGGAUGCAUCAAGCCUUAAUGAGAGACUUCUGCAUUUUGCGGAAAAUUCUGUGUUAUAUGAAUUGCAGAUGAAUCGGCCACGAGAGCAGCAAGAUCAAAACGUCGUUUCGCUACCUGGGAUCAAUCGCGUCUGGCGCUUUGUCAUGGAAAGUCCCACGGAAAGCGUGGUAAAUGAAGCCACGAACUGGGUCAUCAAGCAAUACUUGGAUCACGAUGUUGUGCUGCGAUGUCCACGUCGAGUUGUGGAGGCUACACAUCUGUCUUUACUGGAGCGUUGUCUUUCCGAAGUAUUCUCUGCUGCUUCGAAGCUGAAGUCAUAUAGCGACGGAACUACUAGUGGAGAGGACGAGCCCAUGGUUGUGGUCGCUCCUGAAGAAGAGGUCCGAGCCGAAGAACUACGUUUCAUCCGCUCCCUUCUUUUCAUGCGGCAAUUCCUUCUAGGCGUCAAGUGUCGACCUCGGUACAGCCCGCCACUUUCUAUUCAAUCGCGACUACCUAAAAAGCCCUUUGAAGAUCGGGGCGAAGAGGUUACAAUAAAAUAUGAGGUCGGCUCAAUUCCUGGGCGCAGUACCUCAUCUGUGCAGAAGAAGCUUGUGAUUGGCGACCAGAACACAGUUGAUGAGCUAGCGAUUUAUCUCAGCGACUUGACCGGGUUCAGUGAAUUCACUGGAGUCUCUCGUGGCCAGAUAAUAAGUUUGAGGGGUAAUCAGACCACCAUUAAAGACUCGAUGGUCAGUGUUGGCCUCCUAUUGGUCCAAAAAGUACCAGACACGCCAGAAAAACUACCGGCGUCGAGCAAUCCCUCGACCUCAUCCAUGGAUGCUCACGUCAUGGACUAUUUCGACAAGUUCUACGAUCUCCUCGAUUUAGAAGACCAUCUGUCAAGAGAAGUGUAUGCUUUUCUGGAACUAUUUCCUCCACAGCCACGCAUCAUAGAAAUCGUCAGAGCGAGAACGGCUUCUGUCCCGCAGUUACUGCCUAUAGGAAAGCCGUACAAGCUGCUAUACGGUUUGAACGCCUUGCGUGUCUGUGUCGAGGAUGAAGCGCUCGGAACGGCGCCUGAUGAAGACUUCCUAACUUUCGCGACCGGCUCGAUUAUCUCUGUUCUGAAACGGCCCGACAUGAAAGACCCCAACAAAAUGCAGCGACUUCAAGUAAAUCAUGCCUUAAUCGAUUGCUUGCUACUAGCUUUACGGGCUCGCGUGUCCACUACGACCUCGCAAGCAUAUUUCUCCAAUGCCACCGGCUUGUCUAACUACCUUGUCGACUUGAUCUUCGAGGCUGUAGAUACUUGCCACAUUGAAUCGUCGAGUGUCCCAGUUCAGACGCUCGUCCGACAGCCCUUUGCAGUGCUUAUUGAAAGUGCUCUGCAUGAUUCCCAAAUGGAGUUCGAACUAUCCUCGAACAGUCGUGUUAGUUCCUUAAUCCAACGUACACUACUCGUCGACAAGCGUGCCGAAGUCCGGAAGGCUGCUGCAGAUGUUUGGUUUGGCUUAACAGGGCAGCCUGUCACCAAGCUUAUUUUUUACAAAUCCUCUGACGCAAGAUCGCCCCGCUCUCGCUUCUCAGCAGAGAAAAUUGAAGCAUGCUUAACCAUUCUUUGGAAAUCAUUGGUGGAGACACUACCAAGCUGCUACUCAUAUCCAUCCACUUCCCAGCAGUUAUUCGAUGUUUCAUUAGCCGUUUUACGUGUCAUUGGGAAGUCAAUGGCUUCCACUGAACUCGUUGCUUGCUUUCAGCAAUGGGGAAAUCUGCUCAUUUCUUAUGACCAUCAAGAGAUUGUUGGAAAGCCACAAGAUGACUACGUUGUGUCGGGCUUCUGCGACCUCCUUCAGCAGGUCUUUCGCUCCAUACAGACCUUGCAAUCGGACAUCGCCACCAGCCACAUUGCUGAAUCAGUUUUUGACACUUUUCUCUUCCCUGCUACUACAUCAAAGGCAACAAGCGACUUAUCCCAGCGCGUCCCCUUGCUCAAAGCUAGCACAAGAGAGGACUUAUACAGUCUUGUCUUAUCCUUCAUCAGGGACGUAUCUGAAUAUGAUAUCAUCGUUGGGAAGCUUGAUGGAUUGGUCAUAAGAGAAUCUCUUCCUGGCUUUGAGCCUCACAUCCAAAGUGAGCGCCAGGCUCUUCGAUCCGAUAUUGGCUAUGCUGGGUUGCGAAAUCUCUCCAAUACUUGCUAUCUAAACUCCCUCUUUUCUCAGCUCUUCAUGAAUCUAAGGUUCCGUGAGUUCAUCUUCGGUAUAGAUCCCACACAUACUGGCAACUCUGGUCAGCCUCUGGUACGUGAACUGUCUAAGCUUUUCGCAUCCAUGCAGAACCGGUGGGACAAAUAUGUUGACACAACCGAUGUUGUUGCCUGCGUUGAGACUUACGACAAUGAACAAAUUGAUGUUGCGAUUCAAAUGGACGUUGAUGAGUUCUUCAAUCUCCUCUUCGACCGCCUCGAAGGUCAGAUCUCCAACUCUAGGGACAGAAACACAUUCAGGUCACUUUAUGGCGGCCAACUUGUGCAACAAAUCAAAUCGUGUGAAUGCGACCACAUUUCAGAAAGACUUGAGCCCUUUUCUGCGAUUCAAUGUGAGAUUAAGGGCAAGUUGACACUUGAAGAUAGCUUGCGAGCAUACGUGGAAGGCGAAGUAAUGCAAGGAGACAACAAGUAUUCGUGUACUUCCUGCAAUCGACAUGUGGAUGCUGUCAAGCGUGCAUGCCUCAAAGAUAUUCCGGAUCAUCUCAUAUUCAACCUUAAACGAUUUGAUUUCGACAUCACGACGAUGACUCGGUGCAAAGUCAAUGACGAAUUCCGAUUUCCGCAAUCGAUCAAUAUGGCACCAUACAAUGUCGAAUCGCUCAGUGAUCCAGAGAUUCCUGCCUCACCAGAUAUGUUUGAGCUCGUAGGCAUUCUGGUGCAUAGCGGAACUGCCGAGUCUGGUCAUUAUUAUUCUUACAUACGUGAGAGGCCCAGCUCACGUUUUGCGUCUAAUUCCUGGGUUCAGUUCAACGACAUAGAUGUGAGUGCUUUCGAUUCGCAGAGAAUCGCGGAUUGUUGUUACGGAGGUGUGGAACUUGCAUCGACUCUGCAUUUAUCGAAGUCACACAACGCGUACAUGCUAUUCUAUCAACGGGUAGCCAGCAUCAAACAAUUCGAAUUGAUGUACGACAAUCAUGACACCGCCAACCCUGUCAGACUGCCAUUCAGUUCUAUAGUCAAGGCGGACAUAGAUAUUCAAAACCAGAACACGAUACGGUCGUACUGUCUUCAAGAUCCAGGUCACGCACGAUUUGUUCGCUUGAUGCUCGAGCGAAUGCAAGGCCAUACGAGCCAUCCAUGCUCGCAUGACCACGUUACUGAGGACAAGAUGAUCCGCCACGCGCUUGAUUAUAUCCAGCAAAUCUCCUGCCGGUUCAAGGAGAUGCCAGAAUUCGAAGCAUCUUGCAAAUUACUCCAGGACUAUGGGCAGGAGUGCUUGAAUUGCGCCUCACAAAUUGCAUCAUUCUUUGCGAACACAGAUUAUACCAUUUCUGAUGUCCGCAAGGAAAGCGUGCUUCGCAGUGCUGUACUACGCAAUCCCAACACAUCAGUCCGUCGUUCAUUUGCAAACUUGCUAUGUGAGGCGCUUCGGAGUAUGAGAAAGAGAAUCAAUGACCAGAAUAUGGAACCAGACCAACGCGCCGCACGAGAGACGCAAUAUCGCAAUGCUUAUACUUUGUGCGUGGGCAAUCUUGCGGAACCAUGGCCCGACAUGCACAGAUUUGGCAGAGCCUGGAAUGACUACUUUGACCUUCUGUCACGGUUGACCGGCUUUGGCAUCUGGGAGGCAGGUGUCGUUCUGCAGUUUGGAUUUUUGGAAAAGGUAGCCGAAGUCAUCUUGGCCGAUGUUCGCCAUGAUCCCAUGGAUCUCCGGUCCAAAUACGCGUCUUAUGUGAACCUGAGAGAAAAGGGUCGUUUCUUCGGUAUAGCUGGCCUCACAGCUUUGCUGGCCACAAUUCUCGAGUAUGUGCACUUCAAUGGUAGUAGAUACGAAGCGGACAACCAUCGUACUGCCAAUGACGACGGGUUUUACGAGCUCUCAUCAUACGAAAUGCGGCUGCUACGGCCAGCUAGGCUAAAUCAGAAGCAGAAGCCUAGCUUGGAAUGGGUGCGAAGGAUAAUAAUGACGAGGCAAAACCCCAAUGCAGUGACGAAGAUAGUGUGCAGCCUCUUAGAAGAGCCAAAUCUUACACUGCCACUCGAGAAUACACUCGCUUACGGCCUACAGACCGAGCCAGUUGGUGAGGCGAUUGCAUUCUUGGACCCUGCGAUCACUUUCUGCAAGUACUGCAAGCAUUCUAAUCUCGUACCACUGCUGGUGAAGGAUGCGCUCGGCGGAGUUGACAGCAUUGGUGGCACUUAUGGAAAGGAGCACCUCGACUUUAUCAUUGAGCUCGUAGAUUUGGAGAAUGAAGCGGCAGGUCUGACGAAGAAAGAUUUCUUCACCCUAGUGUUCAAAAAUCUGAAGAGCUGGGCGCCAACUCUGUUGCUGUACCCUGACGACAUCCAUUAUGACGUCCGUGGCGAUACGGUCAAUUUCUUGAGAGAGCGGUUGUUUGACCCACCUGAGGAGGAGGGCUUCAACAGUGUGGCCCCCAAUGCCUUGGAAAAGUACGCACGAAGCUUAGCGAGAGCCUGCGUCUACCACAUUCAGCAGAACCAUAUCCCCAGACCUGGAAAGCAGGUAGCAAGAAUCGAAUUGGGACAAGCUAAUCACAUCAACGGCGUUGUUCAGCACAUCUGCGAUCAUUUCUUCACCAGCGGCGAUGCAGCCGAUGACCAAUUUGUAACGGACGCGAUGGCAACCAUAGAACAUUUGCAGGCCUUUACUCAAGAGAUAGCUGAUGCUGCAUCUGAAGACUGGCCAGAAAAUGAUUCGGUACCUGCGUCCGACUCAGACAAUCAGGAUUUCCAAGAAUGGGCGGAGAGUACUUCAUGA
Endocarpon pusillum Z07020 is the source of this 7656-nucleotide messenger RNA. RefSeq lists its product as uncharacterized. The transcript has 6 exons. Bases 1 to 7656 code for a protein of 2551 amino acids. Gene Ontology annotation, molecular function: cysteine-type endopeptidase activity; cysteine-type deubiquitinase activity. Gene Ontology annotation, biological process: protein deubiquitination. Gene Ontology annotation, cellular component: cytosol; nucleus. The record is from RefSeq and is a predicted model, not a curated record. NCBI's taxonomy places the organism in Eukaryota, Fungi, Ascomycota, Eurotiomycetes, Verrucariales, Verrucariaceae.